AUGGAUACAACUGUCUUGCAUCGGACAACCAGGCCUCAGUUUUUGCUCUCGCGCAUGCCCUUCCUUCGCAGCCCCUGCUUCCUUCUUCUCCACUUUUCCAGCUCCCUGCGGCCACCUUCGGCCUUUUCGAUCACGGCUCAAGUACCACUGUUGGUGUCCGAGGGAGAAAACGGUUAUGCGAGACUGGAUGGCCAUCUCUGGUGUCACGGUGUGCGCAAACGCGUCCAUACUCGUUUCCUUCCAAAGCGACAGUAUCUUGGGCAACACGCGUACUCUCUCGCUCAGGCAUCAGGCAUCAUGUAUGCCGCUACAAAUCAUCUCUCGCUCGUUACCUUUCCUCGGUCUACAACCCCAUAUCAUACUUCAUAUUUCCUUUCCCCUCCAGACAGCCACUUUUUGGCCGCUCGCGUCUUCACCGUUCUGCUUUCCCUCCACUCCACACUGUCUAUAUUUCAAUCUUGCGUAUGCUAUUGA
Messenger RNA from Mycena indigotica, 474 nucleotides. RefSeq lists its product as uncharacterized. The record is from RefSeq and is a predicted model, not a curated record. Bases 1 to 474 code for a protein of 157 amino acids. NCBI's taxonomy places the organism in Eukaryota, Fungi, Basidiomycota, Agaricomycetes, Agaricales, Mycenaceae. The transcript has 2 exons.